UCCACGUGACACCGCGUCUAGAUUGCCGUCAACAAGUGUGAGACGAGUCGAGUUUAGCCUGCUAAUAGUUCGGGGGGAGAUCUUUUGGUGCCCUUUCAAGUAAACGUACCGGAACUCGGAUUAUAUCCUAACGACAUCGACACGUCCGCAGGCGUAGUGUGCGUUGAAAGCCAUGGUGGACAACAACAACAGCAAGGAAGAGGGGGGCGCGGGUGAAGCGGGGCCGCCCGCCGGUGGCCCGCACAAGCGACAGCCGUGCCGCUUCUUCUCCCAAGGGAGACGCUGCAAUUACGGGGAGAGGUGCCGCUUUGUCCACCAGAGAGAAAGGCCCGGCGUCGAAGAGAGGGACGCCAACAGACGGGCUGCUCUCGGCGGCCUGAAGGAAACGAGUCCCGGGCGGCCCGACGCAGAGAGCCCUGUAAAUGUGUCCCCCGGGCCGCUUGUCCACCCAGCGGCCAAAAGAGACGGGCUUACCCGCCGCCCCUGUCGCUACUUCCUCUCGGGCUUUUGCACCAUGGAAGAUGGAUGUCGUUUCUGGCAUCCGCCCCAGUUCCCCCCAGUCGGGGACCAGCCCGCACGCGGAGCGGAAAACAGACAUGCGCAGAGGACGCCAGCCCCCCGUCCCGGCACCCUUCGGGAGGUCAAGCUCUGUGACCUUACGGAGGAUGUCGCCAGGCGGCUCCGAGACACGGAAAUCAGGCAGAUGACGAAACGUUUCCCCCGAGAUCAGCUCAUUAUUCAGGAAAGAAGCGACGGCCGGGUUACCUUUUACAGGGCCACCGUAGAGGCCACUGAUCCUGACUGGCCUUUUGACCUGAAAGAAAUCGAUAUUAUGGUGAGCUUCCCAGAUAAAUACCCACAAGAGAUUUUCACCAUAGAAAUUCCAGCAGACCAGGAUCUACCGUCAAUAAUGGGAAGCCAUGUACAACAAGCAUCGCUGGAGUGGCUUCAGGCCAAGCAUGCCACCAAUCAGCUCAUGGGAAAAGUAGAAUUGCUGUUUCGGCCAUUUCUGCGCUGGUUUGACCGUAGUAUGGAGAGACUGCUCACUGAAGGAGCCAGGCAGCUGAAAAAGGAUAUAGAUUUGGAAAGAGCUGGAUUGCAAUUUAUACCGUACCAAGAGCUGCAGGCUGCAGUAUCCCAAGAACCUCCCACCACUGACCCAUCUGACCAUGCCUCCAGCACUGUCACUGAGGGGGACAUGGAUGGAGGGAGACAAAGGGAAAGCAUGGAGACAGACAGAACAGAUGAGGAAGGAAACGUAAUGGUGCGGGCAGGGGCCGAUCUUAAUGAACAGUGGCAGCGGGAGGAUGAGGAUAGCGAGGAGGUAUCCAGUAAUCUGGUGGAGAACAUUAAGAUCAGCGAGCCCCGCAGAGGCACAGAGGUGAAGCUGUUGGGCCUGAGGCUGGGGGACAACACAGCCACCGUGGCGGCCAGACAGAUCACUGUUAGUCUUCAGUGCAGCAGGUGCAAGGUGACAGCGGACCUGACGCUGAGUGGCAGGAAACCCUGCUUGGCUCAGUGUGAGAAGUGCAGUGCAAGCAUCAGCGCCACUUUCAGGCCCAGCAUGCUACACCAUUACAGUGAUGUGCUGGGAUACCUGGACCUCCAUAAUGCUGCUCCCAUUGACCUUGUUCUCCAGGACUGUCAGCUCAGUGUAGGUUGCCUCAGCUGCUCCCAAGAGGGCCCUGUGCAGGACAUUUCCUAUGGUCAAGCUAAGGCACUUAAUUGUGAGCACUGUCAUUGCAAACUCAGUAUCCUGGCUGACAGCGCAAGAUUCCAGUAUAUUCCACCACGCUCCAACAAAACAGGCCAAAGUGAUGUUGUUCUAAAUUAUCCGAGGAACAUAAGAGAUCCUGCUGUUCAAAAAGGGAAGCCACUGCCCGAAAAAGGAACAUGCAAGCAUUUCAAACAGAGCUAUCGCUGGCUAAGGUUUCCCUGUUGUGGCCGGGCCUAUCCCUGUGACUUAUGCCAUGACGAGGAGCAAGACCACCUGAUGGAACUGGCCACAAGGAUGAUCUGUGGCCACUGUGCCAAAGAGCAGCCUUACAGCAAUGCAAAGCCGUGCAUCAGUUGUGGAGGCAUGUUAACAAGAGGAGCAAACACGAGCUACUGGGAGGGAGGACUGGGAUGCAGGAACAAACUGAAAAUGAACAGAAAUGAUCGGAAAAAAUAUGCCAACACCAGCAAAACUGUUUCCCGAAAGGCAGCUGGUGAGAGCAAGUAAUCUGUGGAGAGGAACAUUACAUGAUUUGUGGUCAAGUUUUUUUAAAUCCCCCCCCCCUUUUUCUCCCCAAUUGAAUUUGGCCAAUUACGCCACUGUUCUGAGCCAUCCCGGUCGCUGCCUCGCCCCCUCUGCUGAUCCGGUGAGGGCUGCAGACUACCACAUGCCUCCUCCCAUACCCGUGAAGUCGCCAGCUGCUUCUUUUCACCUGACAGUGAGGAGUUUCGUCAGGGGGACGUAGUGCGUCGGACAGGGAUAGGCAACAUGGUCCAGAAAGGUCCGGUGUGAGUGCAGGUCUUUGUUCCA
This is a messenger RNA of Lampris incognitus (smalleye Pacific opah), 2527 nucleotides long. RefSeq lists its product as uncharacterized. Gene Ontology annotation, molecular function: nuclear export signal receptor activity; zinc ion binding. The transcript is spliced from 11 exons. Lineage: Eukaryota; Metazoa; Chordata; Actinopteri; Lampriformes; Lampridae. The record is from RefSeq and is a predicted model, not a curated record. Bases 173 to 2224 code for a protein of 683 amino acids. Gene Ontology annotation, cellular component: nuclear envelope.